CACGUCUCCACUGCUGUCCAUCAACGUGGCACAGCAAGCCCCGCCCACCGGCGUGACGACUUCCGGUAGCGACUCCCUCCCUCCCCCUCAGGCGACUGAUUCCGGCGGAAGAGCCCUGUGUUGUGUUAGGACAAAUCCUGGAGCAGAAACGGCCAGACUGCAUCAGUUUAUUUCUCUGGUGAUAAAUAGAGAGUAGAGGUUGAGUCGGGGGAAGAUGAGCCGGGGGUAAGAUCAGACGCCUGUGCAUCUGAGCAUUGAUUUGUCAUGUGAGCACACGAUCUGGAGGAAGUGUCUGUAAAUGAGAGGAACGCAAGAGAAACGUGCUUGUCCUGUUGUCAAUCACCACAGGAAAGCGAUCAUGCCACGGAACUAUAUUCGUAAAACAGACUGGGGAUCAGUGACCUAUGAGGAGCUGGAGAAAGCCUUCAUUGAAGUGAAGCGAGGGAAAUCUAUCAGAACAGUAGCAAAAGAAAGAAAGAUCGGCAGGUCCACCCUGCAGCGCUACAUGAAGAAGGCAGAAGAAAAGAGAGAGAAGACGGUGGGCUACAGAGGAACGGCUGAAGCCAGGAGGAUCUUGUCUGAGGAGUUAGAGGAGGAGCUUGCUGAACACAUCCGCAUGCUGAGCGAAGGCGUGCACGGCCUCGCGCCAAAGAAGUGCAGAGAAAUCGCUUUUGAGUUUGCGCAGAAGAACAACAUUCCCGUCCCCAACAACUGGGGAGAGCAGAGGUCGAGACUGGCUCAGUAGUUUCAUAACACGCCACAAUCUCUACGGCCACAUAACUGAAGCUACAGGACAGGUGACAGAGCCCCUGAAGAGUAUCUGACUGAAUCAGUAACUAUUGACCCUUAUUAGCAACCAGAACCGGCUGUAAUAGAGAUGAACUGGAGGAUUCACAGCUGACAUAUUUACCUUUCUGCAUUUUCUAGAUCAUCAGUUUCAGUGUCAUCGACCAGGAUGAAAUCAAGACAGGAAUCAAAGAGGAGCUCGAUGUUCCUGUCCCCGGCCAUCAGACUUCAGAGUAGGACUGAGAGCGAGACCUGUUAGAGACUGACUUGUUUCUGACAUGAUGUUAUAUGAUGAAGCACAAUGUCAACAAAAAGACAUUCUGAUGCUUAAUCCUGUUUCCUGUUCAUUUAGGAAUUUCUUUCACAAAAUAAGUACUGCAGAAUGAUUUAAAUGUGGUCACAUAAUUUUUUAAUCAAAAUUCUGUUCAUGCUGGUACUUAUAGAAAUCAUUCAUACUCAUGUUUUAUUUCUUAAGUUAAUGUUUCAGUUUAAAUAUAUGUAUUUAUUUAUUUGUAUAUUCCUGUAGCUUAACUAAUAGAGCAUGGUACUUGCAAUGCCAAAGUUAUGGAGUAACCUUCAACCCCAAAACAAUUCUCUGUUUUAUAUCUAAGGGGGGAAAAACUUUAAAAAGUUAUACUGUACAUAAAACCGUGUUCGGAGAUAUUAAAUAUGGUUCUUUCAGAAA
Molecule: messenger RNA, 1471 nt
Organism: Carassius carassius (crucian carp)
Lineage: Eukaryota; Metazoa; Chordata; Actinopteri; Cypriniformes; Cyprinidae
Exons: 4
Coding region: 299-745 (148 amino acids)
Source: RefSeq, a predicted model, not a curated record